AUGUUAACCAUUGAUGCUGAGCUAAAAGAAUAUGUAGGAGACUAUCCGCUCUUAACAGCACAUAGAGCUUUGAGUCUUAAGGAUAAGCUGGUACAGAGUGAAUAUAGUAGGAAAAAACCUACAUCCACAUGGCUGAGUGAAAGACGGAAAACCAAACCUGACGUGAAAGACCGAGUGAGGGAGCAUAGGGAUGAUAUCAAGAAUAAGGUGCAAGACAGCCCAGUGGCCAGGCACUUUGAACGGUAUCACAACUCAGAUUUUACAAUUAUGAAAGUGACAGGGAUACAACACAUCAAACAGCACCGCCGAGGAGGUGAUCCACCUCAUGCAGGAAAGCUAUUGUCUGUUUUAAAGCACAUGCCUCAGAAGUAUGGUCCUGAUGCAUUUUUCAACUUUCCAGGAAAAAGUGCUGCAGCUAUUGCUCUACCUCCAAUAGCCAAAUGGCCAUAUCAGAAUGGAUUCACAUUUCAUACUUGGAUAAGGAUGGAUCCCAUAAACAACAUAAAUGUGGAUAAGGCUAAACCAUAUUUGUACUGUUUUAGAACAAACAAAGGACUUGGCUAUUCGGCUCAUUUUGUUGGAGGCUGCUUAAUUGUCACAUCCAUAAAGUCCAAGGGAAAAGGCUUCCAACACUGUGUGAAAUAUGAUUUCAAGCCGCAGAAGUGGUAUAUGGUUUCAAUAGUCCACAUUUACAAUCGGUGGAAGAACAGCGAGCUACGGUGUUAUGUGAAUGGUGAAUUGGCAUCAUUUGGGGAGAUAACCUGGCUUGUCAAUACAAGUGAUACCUUUGACAAGUGUUUCCUUGGCUCAUCUGAGACAGCUGAUGCUAAUCGAGUAUUUUGUGGGCAGAUGGCUGCAGUGUAUCUCUUCAGUGAAGCUCUCAAUGCUGCACAGAUCUUUGCAAUUUACCAGUUAGGCCCAGGUUAUAAG
Molecule: messenger RNA, 930 nt
Organism: Bombina bombina (fire-bellied toad)
Lineage: Eukaryota; Metazoa; Chordata; Amphibia; Anura; Bombinatoridae
Product: lipopolysaccharide-responsive and beige-like anchor protein
Exons: 7
Biological process (GO): intracellular protein localization
Cellular component (GO): membrane; cytosol
Molecular function (GO): protein kinase binding
Source: RefSeq, a predicted model, not a curated record